Lineus longissimus is the source of this 7677-nucleotide messenger RNA. Its product is annotated as protein patched homolog 1-like. Gene Ontology annotation, cellular component: plasma membrane. Gene Ontology annotation, biological process: negative regulation of smoothened signaling pathway. The record is from RefSeq and is a predicted model, not a curated record. Gene Ontology annotation, molecular function: hedgehog receptor activity; smoothened binding; hedgehog family protein binding. The coding region runs from base 177 to 4154 and encodes 1325 amino acids. The transcript has 29 exons. Lineage: Eukaryota; Metazoa; Nemertea; Pilidiophora; Heteronemertea; Lineidae.
UCGUCCUCGCAAUAUCAAAUUUUAAAUGCUCUUAUGGAUAACAUGCUUAAUUGCCACAGUGUCAUUGAAUGAACUCGAAGGAUUAAUGCGGAUGAUGUAUUUCUCAAUUGUGUCUAUCACGAUAUUUUAGCCUUUGGAUUAAAAGUUGUCCCAGACUGAAGGAUAAUUUCAACAGGAUGCUGUCAAUUUCACUCAGAAGUGUAAAAUUUGAAGAAAACAAGUGUUAUUGGGAAAAAGAUGGCUCCGCGAUGACAUCGGGCCGAACGGAUUCUUCAGUAUCAGAGGAUGAGGACUUACUAACACGGACUAGUUGGGUGAACGCUAAAGUCGCCUACAGACAGAUAGAAAAGGGCAGAGCAACAGGGAAUACUUGUGCACUAAAACUCAGGGCGAUAUUGCAACGACACUUGUUCAAUUUAGGAUGUUUUGUGCAAAGACACUGUGGGAAAGUUCUUUUUGUGGGAUUAUUAGUGUUAGCAUUAUGCGCUGUUGGAUUAAAGACAGCUGACAUUGAAGAGGAUCUGGAGAGAUUAUGGGUGGAAGAUGGUGGCCGGUUACAGACAGAAUUAGCUUAUACAAAAAAAGUUUUAGGGGAAGGGAGCGGGACGACGAGUGAAAUAGUCAUACAAACUCCAAGCAUAGGAUCUAAUUUAUUGUCGAAGGAAUCUUUUCUCUUACAUUUAAACACAGUUUUAGAAGCAACAAAAAUAAAAGUAGAAAUGUUUGAUAGAACGUGGAAAUUCAGAGAUUUGUGUUAUAUGGCGGGCUUCCCAAGUUUUGAUACACCUCUUUUAGAUAAGAUUGUUGAUGAUGUUUUACCAUGCGUCAUUAUCACACCUUUAGAUUGUUUUUGGGAAGGAUCAAAAUUACUUGGGCCAGACCAUCCAAUUUAUGUGCCGGGUCACAGUGGUCAGAUUUGGUGGACCAACUUAAAUCCAAUGAAGAUAUUGGCUGGUUUAAAAACCUUUAACUUUCCUUUCAGUCAGUUUGAGGAAUUAAUGAAUAGAGCGGGUAUUGACAGUGCUUAUCAGGAAAAACCUUGUAUAGAUCCACAUGAUGUCAUGUGUCCUGUUACGGCACCUAAUUUUCAAACAAAAAAGGUUCCUGAUAUUGGUGCUGAAUUAACAAACGGGUGCACAGGGUUUGCCUCCAAGUAUUUACGAUGGAACGAAGACCUUAUUGUUGGAGGGAUAGAGAAAAAUAGAACCGGGCACAUAGUCAGGGUUGAGGCGUUACAGAGUAUUAUACAGUUGAUGGGUGAGCGAGAAAUGUACAACUUCUACAGAGAUCGAUAUAAAGUACAUAACCUUGAAUGGACACAAGAAAAAGCCAAGCAGAUUCUAGAGGCUUGGCAAAGAAAAUUCUCUCAAAUUGUCUCUAAUGUUAUCAAUGAGACGACAGCCGCAGACCAUGAUAACAUAUACGCCUUCUCCCAAACAUCGCUAUAUGACAUCAUCAAGGACUUUUCCAAAGUCAGUCCGGUUCGAGUCGUCCUUGGAUACGUACUCAUGCUUGUGUAUGCAUGUGUGUCGUUACUACGAUGGACUGAUCCCGUGUCCUCCCAGAGUGGUAUUGGUAUGGCUGGCGUCAUGCUUGUGGCUCUCUCCGUGGCGGCGGGGCUUGGAAUAUGCUGUGUCCUUGGCAUCGAAUUCAACGCGGCUACAACACAGAUCAUCCCAUUCCUGGCGUUAGGAUUAGGAGUCGAUGAUAUGUUCCUCAUGGUGCAUGCAUUUGGUGAACACACUUACAAGAAGGACAUACCUUACAUGGAGCAGACUGGUGAGGUGCUGAAGAGGACAGGGGUCAGCAUCCUUCUGACAUCACUCUGCAACAUGUUUGCUUUCUUCCUGGCAGCUAUCAUUCCUAUCCCAGCACUUCGGGUCUUCACACUUCAGGCGGGUAUCUUGAUUCUGUUCAACAUGGGCUCGAUCCUGUUGGUCUUCCCAGCAAUCGUGAGUCUGGAUCUUAUACGUCGUGAGAACAAACAUGUCGAUGUGUUUUGCUGUUUUACUGGUUCCAUUGCCAACCAAGUGAUAGAGCUGCGACCUCCAAUACCAGAGCAGUCGCCAGUGUUCGUGCGGAGAGAGAGUCCGCCCCCUCCGUACACCCUUCACCAGACAAUCACACGCACAGACCCCACAGGGCAGCAGCCAGUCACCGUGUUAGCUCCUGAUGCAGUGUCAACGAUAUCACAUAGCCCUUCCUUUCAGUCAGUUCCCCCUCCCUCCUCUUUACCUCCGUCUGCCAGCAACUCGCGCCAGUGCCUGACAGGAGAUGGUUCGCCGAUGACAUGUAAAGAGCGCUGCGGCCAGGCCCAGCAAGAGUGCUGUAGAUGGUCCCUAACAGCAUUCGCGCACAGAAUUUAUGGACCUCUUCUGGAGAAAACUCCAAUCAAGAUUCUAGUCAUUGUAAUCUUUAGCCUAGUGUUUGGUAUUGGUGUGUGGGGAACGACGCAAGUCAAGGACGGCCUUGACCUUACUGACGUCGUCCCAAGGGGGACGAGCGAAUACAGUUUUUUAGAAGCGCAGUCCAAGUACUUCGGAUUCUUUCACUUCUAUGCUGUUACUCAGGGAGAUUUUGAUUAUCCAAAUAAUCAAGAACUUUUGUACAAAUACCACCGGGCGUUUCAGAAGGUGGACAACAUCAUCAAAGAGAAAGACGGGACUCUCCCUGAUUUCUGGCUUGGGCUUUUCUGCGACUGGUUACUGGGUCUUCAAAAAGCCUUUGAUAAAGAUGUCGCCAAAAAUUACAUCACGAAGAAUGGCUGGUCUACCAAUGCUUCUGAUGAUGGUAUCCUCGGAUACAAGCUCCUGGUACAAACGGGUGAUAUUGAUAGCCCGAUUGACAAGGAACAAGUAAUGACCAAUCGUCUAGUCUCAAAAAACAACAUUAUAAACCCUAAUGCAUUUUACACGUACCUCACCGCUUGGCAUUCGAAUGACGCCAUGGCAUACGAUGCGUCACAAGCACUCCUCCAUCCGAUCCCAAAGCAGUAUUACCAUGAGCCGGAUGAUCACAAUCUAUUGAUUGAAAAGUCAUCAUUGUUGACGUAUACUCAACUGGCUUUCUACCUAAAGGAUAUGGUGGACAUGACGGAGGAUGCCGUGGACAUCAUCAAGGAGAUUCGAGCCAUUUGCGACGAGUUCUCCGAUCAGGGCUUGCCAAAUUACCCAAGUGGUUAUCCGUUCAUGUUUUGGGAGCAGUAUAUCAACUUACGGUUCUACCUCAUGUUGUCUCUCGUUUGCAUACUGCUUAUUAUAUUCUUCACCCUGGCUGUUGUUCUCAUCAACCCCUGGGCCGCUUUUGUUGUUGUGAUUGUUUUGUCCAUGACUGUUGUUGAAUUGUUUGGCUUCAUGGGACUUGCGGGAAUCAAACUCAGCGCCGUUCCCGCUGUUAUUCUUAUCGUUUCUGUGGGCAUUGGAGUGGAAUUCACUGUACAUAUUUUAUUGGGGUUUUUGACGUCGAUUGGUAGUCGCGAUCGGCGGAUGAGGAUGGCAUUGGAUCAUAUGUUUGCUCCUGUGAUAAAUGGAGCUGUCUCUACGUUACUGGGGGUCAUCAUGCUCGUAGGAGCCGAGUUUGACUUCAUUGUUAGGUACUUCUUCAAUGUCCUGACAGCACUUGUGAUAAUCGGCCUGUUCAAUGGCCUCGUACUCCUGCCAGUACUGCUCUCCAUGCUAGGACCCCAAGGAGAGGUUGUCCCCAUGGAUAAGUCCGACAGGAUUGCAGCACCGAGCCCUGAGCCCUCACCCCCGCCCCCAGGCCGACCACAGAGGUCAACACGACGGGUGUACCCAAGAAUGCCCUCUGAUCUAUCCUUAUCUACGAUAACGGAGGAACCAACGCAAUAUUCAUCUCAUGAAAUAAUCGUUCAUCCCGAGAUUGUUGUUGAGACGACGACGGUACCGGGCUCACAGAGCGGAUCGAGUAGUCGGAGUGGCAGUCGAAAUACGACGCCUUCCUCCUCGAGACAGUCCACGCCACCCAUGAGACAUGUCACAACAGUCAAGGCAACAGCCAAAGUAAAAGUAGAAGUGCAGACGCCUUUGCCAGGUGCAGUGGACCAAGACCACAAGCGCCAACGGCGGAAAUGCCGAGAAUUGGAAGGAAAUAGUUCGAGUAGUGAUUCUUCAGACUCUUCUUAUGGCAAGUCAUGAAAUAUUAAUGAAGACUUUGCGACUUAGAUGGUGCUAGCCAGUUUGCAAUAAGUGUAAUAUAAUGGACCGAGCAUGUUAAAUUAUGUAAAAUAUCUACUGUAAUAUGUUGUAAAUUAAGAUGAGUAUAUAUGGGAGUAUGAAUUUUGUUUACUUCUGGACAUUUCUGUAAAUUUUAUCGACUUAGAAAUCACAGUUUUGUGCUAUUUUAUGGGUCAAGUUUUGAUUUACCUGCUCUGUCGUAAAGUUAUGUAGGGUACUCAUUUGAGGACAUUGAGUCUGUGACAUGAUUGACAGAAGUUGGAAUAAAAUCUUAUACAGUUACUUUUGUUUCAAAGUUAGUCAAUCGAUGCACUGAUUUAAACUUCUCAACGGAGUAGGCCUAUACUCAUCAACAUAUUAGUUUUCAAGUUAGGGGAGGAAAAAUUAUAAGAAAUUCGCAAAAUUUUCCCGUGAUUUCUUCAGACUUCCUUUCUGGAAGAUGCAUUCAGUUUGGGGUUAAUGAGAUCCUUAGGGAAGUGCAAAAAGUAUCUCUCCUCGCAUUUAAUAGCAUUUGUUUGUUUAUGGACUCCUUAUUUGUAUAUAAUGUCAAGCUAACUUGAUCAAACUCGCCAAUGCCUAAACUGUACUGUGUCUAUGUAAUGCAUUAGUGAAUUCGGUAAAAUUGGCUGAAUCCAAUAUUGUUUGUAAAUCGGGUAUUUGUAAAUAUUGUAAUACUAGUCUAAAAUCUUUUUUUGGGAAAAUAGGGUCUCCAUAUUUUCUGUUGUAUUCAUUUCUGAUAAGUUAUUGGUUGAUUUAAGCUGGUUGAUGAUUUGUACAUUGACUGAAUCAAAAUAAUUGUUAUAAUUCAUUAUACUGUAAGCCCCUUUAUUAUCGCGAGCGUAGUGUUUCUGCAAAUUUUGCAUGAUAAGGGGGGUCAAAACACCAACAUUAAUGGUGUAAAAACUAAUAAUCUAAGGAUAUAUAUCAUUGAAAAACCCAUCCAUUUGCAGAAUCUAAUGGUAGUCAAAUGUGAAAAGACAUUUUCGCUAAAGUUUGGAGCCACGGGAAUAAAGAGAAUUACAGUAAUUCAUUUUUACUACACGUGUGGAGGCGCAUCAUUUACGACUCCCAUUCCGACAAGGUGGAAUAUCACUAUAGGUACAUUGUCAGUUAUUUUGAACAAAUGUAUCGCUAAAUGAUCCGGGUGGUAGUUGGAAGGGUGCGCACACUUUUUGAUAUCCUCUUAUAUCCUUAGUCAGUAAUGGAUGCAGUCUAUCCAGUUUCCACUUCAUGUAAUGUCAGUAUUUGGUGACAAUUACUUGAUUUGCAACAAAAAUCGAAGAAUAUUAUGAGGGUGGGUCUGCGAUGAGGUACGUCAUCCAGGCCUUCCUACUUGUACACUACUUUUUGGUCAGUGACAUCAAAUUUUAGUGAUAUACACCAAUAUUGUCUAAAGAAAUACUUAAUAAUCAUGCAUUGAUUUCCAAAGUAACCAAAUUGUACACCACUUGUGGCAAUUUUUUUCUUAACUUUUACAUUGACUGUAGAUAUCUGAAGAUUACGCGGCCGGUAACCAGUAUAGUCAUUUGAAUCACCACACUGAUUAUACAUCAUCUGGGCUGUAUUUAUUUCUUGGUGUUGCUUUCUUUGAAUUUAUUAGUAAUUGUCUGUUAGUUGUUGUAUGAAGUGCCAAAAUAUUUCUAUACGAUUUUUUGGUUGGUGUUGACUGCUGGUGCGUGAAGGUAAUGGCAAAUUUGUAAAUAUUUCUCAGGGUUGUGUGUAUUUAAUGGUUCCUAUCAUGUUUUUCAGUUUCAUAACUCUUACAUAACAUUUCUGUCAACUUUCCUUCAAAACAAAAGGGCUUCGACUACAUUUGCAAGUAAAAGUUCAAGAUCAUUGAGAUAUGUCUGCAUCCUGAAUUAUAACAGUCUGCUCAUGAUACUCUUUUCAGUGUUGUUUUUCCUUAAAACUUCACUUUUCAUGUGCCAUUCUUCCAGUAUCACGUGUCCCUUUCCAUUGGUGACACAUAAAAAUCAAUUCAGAACAACAUGCUCUCAUUCUUUCUAAUGUGAAUAUGCACGUGAUACAACAUGAAAGGGAAUUUCUUCGGAAACAACAGCAAAAAAUAGUGGAAUCAAUUAUUGGAGCACGAUGAGAACAAAAACGCUGAUGGUUCAGAAUGAUAAUCUUGAAAAACUGAUCUUUUAAGACCUUCACGUGCAAAGUUGAAGCCCUGUAAAUGUAGAAUUUAUCCCAAUCCUUCAUAAUAGACAUCAGACAAUGAAAAUGGCUAUGCUCUGUGAGAGCAAGGUCAUUUCCAGCUGUGUGUGUGUGAUCCUAAUACAUGUAGCAAGAGAGUCGGGAUACGUAGGUCUGAGCAGGUCGCAAGUCGUAAAAUACCCUCUGUGAGGUUGACAUCUGAUGAUAAGGUACUUUAUGCAGUUCAUGUAUCAUGUUAUUGUGAAGUUAAACUAACUUCAUGACUUGGUUGUUAAUAUUUUAAUGAAAUGGCCAGUUUUGUGUACAACCCAGCAGUGAUUGGGUUUUUGGGUACUGGAUACUGUUCCAGGUUAUUUUCCAAAGCCACAGGUUGCUAAGUCUGGAACCAGACUGGGAAGUAUGUGAUUGCAUUUAGAUGCAUUUACCCUUUUGAAUUCCUUCUGCUGAGGUGUUGUAAGAAUUUUAAAAAAUCAAAAAAUGUUUGAAUGUUUUUUAUUGUAACCUUGAAUGUUUUCCUUACUUCUUCACUGACGAAUGGAGUUCUCUUCAACUCUUUUUAUUUGGUUGAAGAUAUUGUAAAAUGAAUAUGAAAAACUACCUAAUACCAGUACUGGCUUUUAAUUUGUGUGGAUUUACAACCUCAAAGUGUGAAUAUUUUUGUCUUCAUUGUGUAUGAUAUUAUUUCCGAAAUACGAGUAUUUGUAUAUUUUGCUUUUGAUAAUGAUUUUUGAAACAUGACAAUCUCUGGGUUAUGACUUUGCAGUUUUAAAUGAAAUGAUGUUGAGGGGAAGUUUGCAUUUUUUCAACUCUGGGGCCUUCUGUGAGAAAUAAAUGGGAAUCCUUGACAAGUGUACUUCUAUUCCUUUCAAUUGUUAGUUUUUCUUACAUUCAUGAACGGUACUGUCUAUUUUCUCUGCUGCCCUCGCUGGCAUUGAAAGAAGUGCUAACGCGUUCCUUUCAAAACAAUGUUGCGGGCCUAAAGUCUAUUCCCCGGGAGUUGAUAGAAUAUGAUGCUGACUUCCUUUGUGGAGCAGUUGCCGCCAUCAACUCCCGGGGAAUAGACUUUAGACGCCUGAGACGGUGCAGAUUUGCGUUCCACGAAACAGGGUGGGUGGGUCGGGUUGGAAGGCCCCAGCAAACCAUGGCAUUCUGUAAAUAAAAAUCUUGUACAAACUGUUGUAAAUUAUGCACAAAUGUUAAAGUGUCUUUAUGGAUACGAUGUACUGUGAUGGUUUGAUAAGUUUGGAGGUGAGAAAUACAUAGAUAUGUCUUCAUCCAUUUCUAUCAUGAAUUGGUUGCAAAAUAAAUUUUUUAUAGAAAAUAA